AUGGCAAUGAUUCUGAAGGAUACUUCAGGAGUUGCCCAGUCUUCCAUAGUUUCUGGUAAACUUCCUUUUGGUAGCACUUCUUUAAAUUCUAAUUCAAUGUCUUCUGAAAUGAUCUUACCAAUCCCCCAUCCAUCUCAAUCCUCUGUGUCUGAACCAAUCUCAAUUCCACCACCAGAAUCAAACCCAUCAAUAUCAACCCCAAUCAUAGAAAUUACACCAUCAAUAUCAAAUCACAUAAUAGAAAAUAUUAUACCACCACCUUCAUCUCCUCCGCAGUUACAAAUUUCACCCAUCUCACCACCACCAAAUGUUAAUGCUCCCCAACCAACUAAUCCAAAUUUUACAACACCUAAAACGUCUCCCGCAAGAAGUGUUUGUGAAGGACACAUUUCUGAUAGCACUCCUGAAGGAAUAUUCAAUUUUGAACUAGAAAUCACCUGA
Lathyrus oleraceus (garden pea) is the source of this 441-nucleotide messenger RNA. Its product is annotated as pectinesterase inhibitor 10-like. Lineage: Eukaryota; Viridiplantae; Streptophyta; Magnoliopsida; Fabales; Fabaceae. The record is from RefSeq and is a predicted model, not a curated record. The coding region runs from base 1 to 441 and encodes 146 amino acids. The transcript has 2 exons.